This is a messenger RNA of Nerophis ophidion (straightnose pipefish), 1730 nucleotides long. It is a transcript of the gene trub1, whose product is annotated as TruB pseudouridine (psi) synthase family member 1. NCBI's taxonomy places the organism in Eukaryota, Metazoa, Chordata, Actinopteri, Syngnathiformes, Syngnathidae. Gene Ontology annotation, biological process: mRNA pseudouridine synthesis; tRNA modification. The transcript has 8 exons. Gene Ontology annotation, molecular function: RNA binding; pseudouridine synthase activity. Gene Ontology annotation, cellular component: mitochondrion. The record is from RefSeq and is a predicted model, not a curated record. The coding region runs from base 45 to 857 and encodes 270 amino acids.
AGGAGGAGUUGGCCACAAAGAGGAAGAUAGUUGCUCCAACAAGCAUGGCUGGAAACAAGGCAGCGCCGUCACUUACCAGUUCACUAUCCAAACUGCAGUCCCUGAAUGGACUGUUUGCUAUCUAUAAGAAGCCAGGACCGACCUCUGCAGAUGUCUUGAAUAACCUCAAAGAAGUUUUGCUGACGGAAGCUGGCGUGAAGAACGCAAACCCGAGGAAGAGGAAGAAACAGAGUCUUAAAAUGGGACACGGAGGAACACUCGACAGCGCUGCCAGUGGAGUGUUGGUUGUUGGUGUUGGAAAUGGCACAAAAAUGCUCAGCGCAAUGUUGACCGGUUCCAAGAAAUAUACUGCUGUAGGGGAGCUGGGAAAAGCAACGGACACUCUUGAUGCUACUGGCAGUGUUACUACAGAGAAAGACUUUAAACAUGUUACCAGGUUGGACAUGGAGGAGAAACUUCACGGUUUUGUUGGCGAUAUCAUGCAAGUCCCACCACUAUACUCUGCUUUGAAAAAAGAUGGUCAGCGGAUGUCGGUGCUUUUGAAGAAAGGUCACAAUGUAGAGGCGAAACCAGCAAGAUCUGUCACGGUGUACAAGUUGACGCUCCAAGAGUUCAAGCCCCCUCUCUUCACUCUGAAUAUUGAAUGUGGAGGUGGAUUUUAUGUCAGAAGCUUGGUGGACGACCUGGGAAAAGCUCUCUCUUCCUGUGCUCAUGUCAAGGAGCUUAUCCGCACCAAACAAGGUCAGUUCACCUUGGAAGAUCAUGCCUUACAGGAGGAGCACUGGACACUCGAGCAUAUCCUUAAAUCAUUGCACCUGUGUCCGGACGAGGUGGCAGCAGCAGAGGGUAGCACCUGAGAGACCCAAGUUAAGAUUUACAUUUGUAAACUAAUUUAAAUGUAGGUUACGCUAUAGUAAUUAUGAUUGGUUUUCAAGUAGGAUAGUAACAGGAUAGAUUUUUUUUUUUUUAAUUGUCAGGUGUCAGUAGGUGUUUGCAGAAUGAAAUAGCAAAUCAUGUUUAUUUUUGUAUUUAGUUGAGUCAUUAUAUGGAAAAAUCUUAGCUUUCUUUGCUGAUAACUUAAUUUUUCUUACAUUUUGUAAGUAAUAGAAGGACUCCUUCCACUAUUCAUUUCAUUGUGGUUUGUUUGAUUCAGUGUCUAAUUGUUAUUUUAUUUACUACGUUUGUUUGGUUUUUUUACUGCAAGAUAGCACAUGACUCUAUACUGGCACUGCUGAACAAGAAAACAUUUGUAGUUUUUUGAGUAAUGGGUCACAAAAUUGGGGAUGCGUAUCAUUUCCGAUGAAUUCUGAUGCUCUUUUUCAUUAAAACUUUUCAUUUUAAUGCAACAUUUUUGUUGUAAUAUUUAUUGAUAAUCUUAAAGUCAUGGGUGGCCAAAGUGUUCCUCACAGCAUUUAUUUUUAUUGGCCUUAGGAACAUUCUAAAAAUGUACUGUAUGUAACUUUAAAUGUUAUAAUUAUGAAAUACAAUUACUUUUAUACACAAGUGGGAAAUACAGUAUUUUAUCUUAGUUGUUCAGUAGAAAUUGAAGACAUUUUCCCACAUUGUUACAUUAAAUAUUAUAUACAGCAGUAACAUUCCCAGAAGCAUAUAUAAAAAUAGUUUUUCACCCACAGAAUCGUGGAAGUUUUACGUUACCUAUUUUGUAUUGAUUCUAUACUGUGACAAGACGCACCUCACCUGUCAUGAAAAGUAAAAACAAUUGUGUCCAA